AUGUCUCAUCGUGGAAGAUAUGCGUCUACCCAUUUUUAUGCUAUUUAAUCCUCUAAUAGCGUGCACGUGGUUUAUUGUUCGUUGUAGCUACACGCACACCACGACCUAAAGCGGGACCACCUGCCUUUUACAGCCUAAGCUAUGAAUAUGGAGUGUAUUCAUCUAAAAAAAGAAUUUAAGGCACGAUACGGAUAAGGACGUUGAGCAAGAUCGUGACAUCUGGGCUACUUGUUGCUGGGAUGAUCCCAAUUUGCGGCUAGAUAUCGACAUUUGGCCACCGGUUUUAAGAAGUAGAGAAGAAUGCCAAAACGGUUCCAUCUGCGGUUUCUCGGCUUAAUUUUAAUAGUUGCCGUUAAAGUAAGGAGACUUUAGGACAGGAUAGUAAAGAAGCCCAACGGGCGGCUUAGUAAAAAAACACAAAUUCUCAUAAAACGUCCGUCCCGUUUAAUAAAUAUAGCCCCUUGACGUCUUCAUUCGACCUAUACAUGUCAAACUACGUGAUAUAUGUAAUAGAGCUAAAACAAGAUUAGUUAUUAUUGCGACUGGAUGUCUGUCAUUAAGAUACAUCUGUACAUUUUCUCCUUACUAUAAUGACACACUCCACCUUUGUUCACGUGAUGUAGCAUUUUUAAAUUUUGAGUGCGUGUGGCCCUUUCCCUAGUCUAGGAUAUGUCAAAAUUUGUGUACGCGGCCCAGACCCUCUGAACCUUCAAACAAUCGACUCGGCUUUGUCGGGUUUGUAGUUCGGGGACCGGAUGCAGCUGGUAUGUAUUAUAAAGAGGGGAGAUCUUUCCAAGAAAAGUUAAUAUUCGUUACCGCAGUACAGGUUAUCGGAAGAAAGAUGUUUCGGGGUGUAGUUCUGCUAGUCGUCUUAGCAGCCUCUUCUAUGGCCGAAUUGACAGCUGAUUCUUAUAUUGAGAUGGCUGGAAAUGAAAUUUAUAGAGAUAGAAUCAAACAAGAACCAACUUAUUUUGUGCUUGCAUCAAAAAUUGUACGUCCUGGUCAAAUAUUUCGUGUAGUAGUCAUUAUAUAUAGCUCAACAAAUCCCAUGACUGUUCGUGCUUCUAUUCAUCGUGAUGGUGUCGAACUUGCCUCAUCGUCUCAGGAAUGUAAACUGAAAACCCCCGAAACAUUAUUAUUAAAGAUACCACCAACAAGUACUGUAGGUCAGUACAAACUAAGGAUAGAAGGUAACGUAAACGGUGUUCUUGGAGGUACUGCAUUUGCUAAUGAAACUUUUUUGGAAUUCUCACAACGUUCUAUGACAAUCUUUAUACAAACAGAUAAGCCCAUUUAUCAACAAGGACAGCUAGUUCGAUUUAGAGCUAUUCCUAUUGCUACAAACUUAAAAGCAUUUUCUGAUGCGGUAGAUGUGUAUAUGCUAGAUCCACAUGGAACUGUGAUGAAGAGAUGGCUGUCUCGUCAAACAAAUUUAGGUGCUGUUAGUUUAGAAUAUACACUUUCCCAACAACCAGUGUAUGGUAAUUGGUCAAUUAGAGUCGUAGCUCAGGGACAAAUAGAAGAUAAAACAUUUUAUGUGGAAGAGUAUUAUCAAACUCCAUAUGAAGUUAAUGUUACUGUAUCACCAUUUUGUUUGAAUAAUGAUAAAUAUAUUUAUGGAAGAGUUGAAGCAAAUUAUACAAGUGGAGUUGCUGUAACUGGAAAUUUAACAAUUAAAAUUUUUAUUGUUGGUUAUGGGUAUAAAAAAUCUCAAUUUGUUACUGAAAAAAAAUAUAAAUAUUUUGAUGGCAUGCAAGAGUUCAAAAUUCCUAUGAAUGAAUUAAAGUGGAAAUUACAGUAUUUAGAUAAGUCUACAGUUACAGUGGAAGCGCACGUGGGUGAACACUACCUUAAUCGAAUCGAAGUGGGAUUUGCUCAAACAAUUAUUUUUAACUCUGAUGUAGAAUUAAAAUUUUUAGGAUCAUCACCACAAGUUUUUAAGCCUGCUAUGCCAUUCAAAGCAUAUCUACAGUUAAAGUUAUUAGUUUAUGAUGCCUAA
This is a messenger RNA of Centruroides sculpturatus (bark scorpion), 1999 nucleotides long. Its product is annotated as CD109 antigen-like. Gene Ontology annotation, molecular function: endopeptidase inhibitor activity. The coding region runs from base 767 to 1999 and encodes 410 amino acids. NCBI's taxonomy places the organism in Eukaryota, Metazoa, Arthropoda, Arachnida, Scorpiones, Buthidae. The transcript has 11 exons. The record is from RefSeq and is a predicted model, not a curated record.